AGGUGAAUUUUCAGCACAGGGGGUAAAAAAAGACAGACUAUUUUCUCGCAGGAUGAUAACAUUUAUAAAUGUUUUGUUUCAGAUCACAAAGAUCUCUAAUGCAACCCUCAAGAAGUUUGGUGUGAGGCUCUUCAAGCCUACCAAGAGUCUGGUUUUCCCCUGGUUCAGCGGACCCGACUCCUCCUUAAAAGGGGUGAAGCUCCUCUCCGCCCAAAACACAGGCACUGAGAAAGUUAAAUAUAAUGAAGCUACAGUCCCAAAGUGUAGUUCUUACUACAACCUGUUUGGCCUCCCCCUGGUGGGCCGUAUGGACUCUGAGGUGGUUCUGACUGGUCAUGAGCUGGACACUCUGGCUGUGAGUCAGGCCACAGGGCUCCCCAGUGUUGCUCUUCCACGUGGUGUCAGCUGCCUUCCUCCGAUCCUGCUGCCCUAUCUGGAACAGUUCAAGCGGGUGACCCUGUGGCUGGGAGGCAGCAUUCGCUCCUGGGAGGCGUCAAAGAUCUUUUCCCGCAAGCUGGGUCUGAGGCGCUGCUCUUUGGUGCGACCCGGGGAGCACCGGCCGUGUCCCGUCGAGGCGCUAGCACAAGGGAAAAACUUAAGCCGCAUCAUCAAAGCCUCCAUCCCAGCGGCCCAUAAGUCCAUAGUGUCCUUCAAGCAGCUCAGAGAGGACGUGUACGGGGAGCUGGUGAAUACAGAGCAGGUGGCCGGAGUGAAGUGGACGAGGUUUCCAGAGCUCAACCGGAUCCUAAAGGGACACCGCAAGGGGGAGCUGACAAUUUUCACAGGUCCUACUGGCAGUGGGAAGACCACCUUUAUCAGUGAGUUGGCCCUGGACCUUUGCAUGCAGGGCGUCAACACGUUAUGGGGCAGCUUUGAGAUCAACAACGUGCGUCUGGCUAAGAUCAUGCUCACACAGUUUGCCAUGCAGAGGCUGGAGGAGAACCUGGAGCAGUACGACUUCUGGGCGGACAAGUUUGAAGAGCUGCCGCUCUUCUUCAUGACUUUCCAUGGGCAGCAGAACAUCAAGACAGUGCUGGACACUAUGCAACAUGCUGUCUACCUCUAUGAUAUUAACCACGUUGUAAUUGACAACCUGCAGUUCAUGAUGGGGCAGGAAAACCUCUCAGUAGACAAGUUUGCAGUCCAGGACCACAUUAUCGGGGCAUUCAGGAAGUUUGCCACCAACACCAGCUGCCACAUCACUCUGAUCAUUCACCCCAGGAAAGAAGAGGAUGACCGUGAACUGCAAACAGCAUCUAUCUUUGGUUCUGCCAAGGCCAGCCAAGAAGCCGACAACGUCCUCAUUUUGCAGGAGAAGAAGCUGGUGACGUGUCCUGGCCGCAGGUCCCUGCAGGUGACCAAGAACCGUUUCGACGGAGACGUGGGCAUCUUCCCUCUGGACUUCAUCAAGUCCUCGCUCACCUUCUCAGCUCUCGUCAAAGGCAAACACAAGCUCAGGAAAGUCCCCACCAAGCCGGAGAAUGAGGAGGUCGAGGGGAAUGAGGCGGCAGCGAAGAAGGACGAGGUUAAAAAGGAGAAGGCAGAGAAAGCAAACAAAACAAAGACUCCGCGAGUUAAGAAUCCUGCAACUGGAAAGUAGACCAUCCAGAACUCAUUAUUAAGGUUAUUUCUAGACAGGAUGGACCUCCUCUGUUGUUUCCGUUUUACAACUUUCAUAUACGUAUUUUAAGUCAGAAAAAAGGAGAGAGAAAGAAUGAUCCCAAGUCAAAUGUACAUAAAAGAUAAUAUUGUCAGACAUUUAUAUGUCCAUAAUAUAGGGUUCAAGUAAACUGAGCAUACAGUAUAUUGUGCUAAUGCAUACAGGAUUGUAUGUUGUAGAAUAUAUGAAAUAGCAGCUCUGAUUGUAAUUUCCAAUGAAACAUAUUGUUUCAGGUUACUAGAGAUUUAUUUCAUUAAUAGAAUGAAGAUCGGAACCAGAAUGUGAAAUAAUUUGAUUGUAAAGUGUUGAACAUG
This is a messenger RNA of Xiphias gladius (swordfish), 1974 nucleotides long. It is a transcript of the gene twnk, whose product is annotated as twinkle mtDNA helicase. Gene Ontology annotation, cellular component: mitochondrion. Gene Ontology annotation, molecular function: ATP binding; 5'-3' DNA helicase activity; single-stranded DNA binding. Bases 53 to 1600 code for a protein of 515 amino acids. The transcript is spliced from 5 exons. Gene Ontology annotation, biological process: mitochondrial DNA replication. NCBI's taxonomy places the organism in Eukaryota, Metazoa, Chordata, Actinopteri, Istiophoriformes, Xiphiidae. The record is from RefSeq and is a predicted model, not a curated record.